Molecule: messenger RNA, 3182 nt
Organism: Cyprinus carpio (common carp)
Lineage: Eukaryota; Metazoa; Chordata; Actinopteri; Cypriniformes; Cyprinidae
Product: BMP and activin membrane-bound inhibitor homolog
Biological process (GO): positive regulation of canonical Wnt signaling pathway; transforming growth factor beta receptor signaling pathway; negative regulation of transforming growth factor beta receptor signaling pathway
Molecular function (GO): frizzled binding
Source: RefSeq, a predicted model, not a curated record
GUGACUACACUGCUCCCAAAAGUGAAUCAGUGAAGUCUCUCCAGCCAGUGAGCUGCUGCUCUGUGCCAGGAUAGUUAUCCAAAUUUAAUUUCUUUUGGAUUUUCUUUGUAUUAUUUCUCGAAUCCGUUUGUGUAUGUAUGUGUGUGUGUGUAUAUAUAUUCGGGCUCUAACGCUUGACGGAUUGGUUUGGUUACGCACAAGGAAUGUUUCUGUUGUUCGGGUCUCAGCAGUUCGGCAUUGGUCUCUGAUGGAACAAGACACAGCCUUUCUGUGCCCGUUUGUUUUUGGAUACAGCGCAGAUCACAGAUACCUGGGAAUGCAGUGAUCAAUGUAGGACAUAUGUAACAAGUGCUCAAACCAUUCGGAGGGUCUUGCCACAGGGUAUCAAGACAAGGAAAAGCUGUUGUAAAUGGAUCGCCAUUCCAGCCUUGUUUCUCUCUGGUUUCAGCUGGAACUUUGUGCGAUGGCUGUUCUUCUCACUAAAGGAGAGAUCAGGUGCUACUGUGACGCACCACACUGUGUUGCCACUGGAUACAUGUGUAAAUCAGAGCUCAACGCUUGCUUUACGAAGGUCCUGGACCCACUUAACACAAACUCGCCUCUAACACACGGCUGUGUAGAUUUGCUAGUAAACUCAGCAGAAGUGUGCUCCAGGAAAAAUGUGGAUGUUUCCAGCAGAAGCGCCUCUCCUGUAGAGUGUUGCCAUGAUGAUAUGUGUAACUACAGAGGUUUGCAUGACCUCACGCACCCUCGAGGUGAUUCGACAGACCGAUACUACAGCUCCAAUCAGAACCUGAUCACAAGGGUUCAAGAGUUAGCAUCCGCUAAAGAGGUGUGGUUCCGGGCGGCAGUGAUAGCGGUUCCCAUCGCGGGUGGGCUUAUCCUGGUUCUGCUGAUUAUGCUGGCUUUGCGAAUGCUUCGUAGUGAAAACAAGCGUCUCCAGGCCCAGCGCCAACAGAUGCUGUCUCGCCUGCAUUACAGUUUUCAUGGACACCACCAUGCCAAGAAAGGCCAUAUGGCCAAGUUGGACUUGGAGUGCAUGGUGCCGGUAACAGGACAUGAGAACUGCUGUCUGGGCCGUGAUAAGCUGCGGCAGACGGAGCUGUGCACAGGAGGAGGAAGCGGAGGCGAACGUCUCCUAUCUCUAGUGCACUGGGGGAUGUACACGGGACAUGGCAAGCUGGAGUUCGUAUGACUACUCGGAGCUUCCUUGUUAGGGCACAAAAGGGUAACUGUGUAGUUUGCUGUCAUAAUUUUAUUAUCGUCCUGCUCGGCGUGUUAUUUUAUUGUCUCCAUGGAGAGCGAAGAAAUUUCAAGGAAACAAAUCUUUGUGUUUUCUCAAAAGAGCACUUUACUUGAAUUAGAUUGGCCCGUCACUGUGGGGCUGUGGUGAAUAUGAAAGGGGUGGGGCUAAGGACUACAAACUCCACCCCUUCCCCACCAAGCCGUGUCCUGUGGAUCCUGGAAUGACACUGAAGACUGAAGGAUUCGUAAAGACGUUCUUAUUUUGCACAUUUGUAUAAAACGGACUAGAUGACUAUGGGUUGGUUGGAAAGUUGCAUUCGAAGUGGCUUUUUUGAAGAAUUUUACACUGACACCAGGGUACAAAUAAAGUUUGUUGUAGUCAAAUUGUAUGAAUAAAGGAUCCAAUCUUGACUGUAACAAAUCACAUGCCUCUGCUUAUGAUUUCAUUAAUCAAACACAUUUGUGUAAUUGUGUUUUUACCUCUAUUCAGCUCUGUGUGUGUGUUUUUGAGUGAGGAAGGUCAGUCAGUAGCAGGGAAACUGACACAGGGGCCUUGUUGUAAAGUAGUGCCCUUCAUCUGACUGCGUCAUCUCUGAAACCCCUCCAAAAGGGACACAUUACAUCUCUCUGGGUCUCUCGGCUGCUCUCUUGGGAUUAAUACUGGAGGUAGAGUGAGUAUUUAUUUAGUAAGUGAGGGAAUGUCAGUAAGCUGUGAGUUCAGAGUCCUUCGCCUGCACUCGCUGAAUACAGUAAUUCCCUUGUAUGCACUCUGGCUUGACUUUGCAAUCCACAAAUCACAGGCAGAUUUGAGAACUGUGAAACUUUUUUUGACCUACUUUGGAAAAAGUGCUUGCAGUUUUACACACUAAAGUGUCCUUAAGACCAGCAGGAACUGUUAACAUUCCUCUGUGAUAUAGUUCAUUGCAGUAGAUGUGUACAGCAUAGGCUCCAUAUGACAGCUUCCUCUCUUAUUCAGAGGAUUGUUGGUGAAAUCGGCUCCUCAAGGUGGAAAAGAAGCAAAUAAUAGUGAAAAUAUUUUAUCUCUUGUGCUGAAAAUUCACAAAAAAAGGUUUGAGUUUGAAGUAAAAUAGUGUUCAAAAAUGAAGACAAAGUAAUUGCGACACUUGGUUGUAAAACAUUAGUGGGACAUGCAUAGUUAAAGACGCCUGGGAAACACUUGGAAAUCUUUUAGUUAAAAGUCAUCGCAAUAUUGGCUUUGAAAAGUGAACGUAGUUCUAACAAAAUAAUUUGCUGAACCACAGAACUUAAGUAUAAUGCAAUAUAAUUCCUUGAUUUUAAAGAUGAAUUAAUUAGGAUUAACGUUUAAAAAUAUCAAGUCAGGUUUAUUUGUAGUGUGUUUAUACAAUACACAUGGUUUCAAAGCAACUUUACAGAAAGGGAUAUUGUAAUAGAAAGCUAUACUGUAGUUUAAACAAAAGAUUUAAAACACAUUCCUUCAGAAAGCUCUAUAUAACAAAGCCGUAAAGACAUGAUAAUAUAGUACACUGAACUUACACAUUGUCCUGUCUGCAGCUUCCUCUCACACCUGCUUUCUCUCUCUCUCUCUCUCUCCCAUGUGUCUGACCUUGCUGUAUAUCGGGACCCCAGGAAGACGCCAUUAGCUGGCGGACCACUUAACAGGCACUAGCAUUUGUGAGUUUAGCCUCCCCCUGGACUAUUAGCACUUGGUUAAUGAUAACAAAAGCCUGAGAGUUUGGACGAGCUAAUGAUCUCAUCGUGUUCUCAGCUUCACUCUGGCCAAUCACCUGCUUCUGAGACGAAAUGUGCUUUACUUAAAUCUGUCUCCAAAUAAUUCACUUAAAUUUUAUUCAUUUAUUAAACCUUUUGUCCCCAUCUUAAUGUUUUUUCCCCACUUUUUAUAAUUUUUAAUCUGUGACUACAGAGUGCUUUGAAUGAGAUGCUGCAAUGCAUUUUGU